AUGCCGGAAAAACAACAACAGACAUCAUCCGAAUCAUCAUCAUCACAACAACAACAACAAAAACAACCGCACAUUAUGCGUUCUCAUAUAUUCGUGCGGGGCAGCGUGCAGGGCGUCUUUUACCGCAAACACACCGUUCAGGCAGCGAGGGCCCGCGGGGUUCGUGGAUAUGUGCGCAACCUGCCGGACGGCCGCGUGGAGAUCGUCGCCGAGGGCCGCAGGGAGGCGGUGGAGAGUCUUGUGGAGUGGUGCCGCGUGGGGUCGCCCAAGUCCUCCGUGGAGGGCGUGGAGGCUGCGGUGAUAACGGAUAGUGCGACAGAGUACACCUUCACUGGGUUUGAUGUGCGGCACUAA
Molecule: messenger RNA, 354 nt
Organism: Trypanosoma theileri
Lineage: Eukaryota; Euglenozoa; Kinetoplastea; Trypanosomatida; Trypanosomatidae
Product: putative acylphosphatase
Exons: 1
Coding region: 1-354 (117 amino acids)
Molecular function (GO): acylphosphatase activity
Source: RefSeq, a predicted model, not a curated record